Molecule: messenger RNA, 391 nt
Organism: Blastocystis hominis
Lineage: Eukaryota; Bigyra; Opalinata; Blastocystidae
Exons: 3
Coding region: 35-391 (118 amino acids)
Source: RefSeq, a predicted model, not a curated record
GUUGAAUCGAAACAAAGCAAACGAGUGUUUAGCUAUGUAUUCUUCAGACGAAGAGCAAUCUUCCGUAGUCGAGAGCAACGAGUAUUCCGAUUCUGCUGAUGAAGAGGUAUCAAUUCCGGAAGAAGAAUGGGUUAGAGAGGAGGAAGAAUUAGAUCAAAGUAUAGCAGCUGCAGGGGAUAUUGUCAAUAACUCUGUUGCAUUAAAUGAACAAUAUGAUGAAGCAAUUCUGUCAAUCCGUGAAAUGAUGCAGGAAGAAAAGUAUUCGGAAGCUCGCGGCAUGUGUUUGAAUUUAUUAAGCGGAGAUUUAAAAUACCGGUGUGUGAAUGCAGAGUUCUGGAAGUUAUAUGCAAAUGCUGAAAAGGAACGAAUAGUGGCCCUUCCUGAUAUAUAG